Aspergillus tanneri is the source of this 864-nucleotide messenger RNA. RefSeq lists its product as uncharacterized. Lineage: Eukaryota; Fungi; Ascomycota; Eurotiomycetes; Eurotiales; Aspergillaceae. The coding region runs from base 1 to 864 and encodes 287 amino acids. The transcript has 3 exons. The record is from RefSeq and is a predicted model, not a curated record.
AUGACUCCCAAUACUGGGAGAGCAAGUGGCGAUGUCAACAGCGAUGACUAUGUAGCCCAAGUUCUUGCAAGGGAGGCGCGGAAUAACUCAUUGAAGUAUUCCACGCAAGGCUUAGGGGCUUAUUUGCCGAAACGUUGCGCGACCAAGCAGCGCACGACUCCAAAAGGAGUCGACAUCAUCGACAACCUACGUCAGACAAUCGAGAUUCACGACGAGAAAGGAAAGAUGAUCGCUCUGAAAGAUACCGUUCGCACCGAAGGAGACAUAGAAGCCGUUCAACAUCAGCGGACAGAGAACGUUCCACAUGAGACUACCGACACUCGCAAAGAGUCAUCAUCAUUCCUUACACCUACCCCUCAGGAUGGAGGUGAAUCGGACCCUCUGGAGGAUCUUGUGGGUCCUCUCCCCCCGAAGGAGGAUGGCUUUGGCAGUAGUCCACCAAUCCGCUCUCGUGGUAGAGGUGCUUACAAACCCAAUUCGAGUAAUAUUGAUGCCCAUUUCGCUCCCGACUAUGACCCUUCAUUGGAUGUUCAAUUAGAGGAAGCCGGUCCGUCUACGAAAAACACAUCCUUUCGCCGUCCAGUUUCUGGACUUAUGACAGAAGAUGACGACUGGGAACUUGCCCUUGAGGCGCUCCAUGAUCGAGCGCGCUGGCGGCAGAAAGGCGAGGAGAGGUUGCGCGAGGCUGGAUUUAAUGAUUCCUUUGUAGAAAGGUGGAAGAGCAAUACUACCUCAGCAACAGCACACGACUCCGAGGGUAGACUAGAAGAUGUGAAGUGGUCGAAGAAAGGGGAAGGCCGAGAGUGGGACCGAGGAAAGUUUGUUGAUAAAGAAGGGCAUAUUGAUGUCAAGGCCUCUUGGUAG